Messenger RNA from Coregonus sp. 'balchen', 3275 nucleotides. The record is from the annotation of a GenBank genome assembly. Lineage: Eukaryota; Metazoa; Chordata; Actinopteri; Salmoniformes; Salmonidae.
CACGAAUCGAACCGACUGAAGGGUACAAGGAGGAUGCUGGCGGGGCUCUUUUCAACACAAACAAAGCGGAGAGAUCAGGUGCAUUGUCCACAGUGGAAAUCAUUAGAUAAUUUCAUCGUUGGCUCUUAGCUGUUGUGUCCUGGAACGCAACGUUCUCCGGGGUUCCAGAAGUGCCACAUGGUUCUGCUUCGGCACAUAUCCAUCGCCCUAACUGCAGCGGUGGCUGCCUUCGGGUCCGCGCUGUUUAUCGCCUUAAAUUAUUUCUACAGAAGGCGAAUAUGGUCCCCCGAAGCGGAUUAUUACAUGAUAGAAGAGGUAAGCUCUUAUCUUUGCCAUGUAGGACAGUCGGCAUAAGUUUAUGGCUCUGUAACUGUUGCAAUCGGGGGACAGACGCACAGUUUUCACGGUUUAUCCCUGGAUUCUUUACGUGCCAGAGCAGUGAAAGUUCUGUAGGGGCGCCAGUGGCAUCGAACGCAUGCAGGCAUAGACGAAUUAACGAAUCACUUAUGUCUCGACAUGGGGCCUUCCAGCCCAGACAAUGCAUAUGACAUGAAUGAUAAGCGUUCAUCUCAGACCAUGUUGAUAACAAACUGAUCAUCUGACUUCAUGAUGAUAAUGAUGAAGGGUUUUGACAAAGAUUGAUGCACAUAAUGAGAAUCAUACAGGUUUACGGUCCAAGAAAGCUACAAGAAAAUACAAACUAAUAGUCUAAUGUUAAAGGAGAAAAUGCAAAUAAUUCCCAGUCAUAAUAAUAAUUGCCUGUAGAAUUAUUUUUCUUUGACUAUAGCCUAUAUGGACAUAGGCCUAUUACCUGAAAUGAACUAAUAUGAUUUUCAGGAGCUCAAAUGGUCUUGAUUCAAACAAAGAGGCCAGAUUAGGCUAUAGUUAAUGUAAUCAAGGGAGAAUUUCACAUAUUAACUCCUCAAAUUUGUCAUUUGCCUAUAGUGUGCCACUCACAAACCAAUGAGAUGGUAUAGAGCUGAUGUAACUAACAUCCGUGCCAUAACAACAUUACAUAGUGGUCAAAGUGCAAAUGCAGUUAUUGUAGACCAAGUAAACAGCUAUUGGUGGUUCAGUUAAAUGCAGCAGCUACUCCUCCUGUGGUCCACAUAAAACAUACAAAUACAUGACCAAGUACAGAACAGUAAAAGACAAGAACAACAUAAUAUAUUACAUUAAAUUCAAAAUAAAAAUAAGAGUUAUAUAUAGGAAAGACACAGAGAGACAACAAAAAUGCUAUUUACACACUAUUCACAUACACAUUUAUUCUUAUUUUCAGUACAGUUAAAUGAGAUCUUUAGAAAGAGGAGAUGCGCUUUGAUACAAUAUGUUUUUCAUCUGUUUUUUAAAGCUAAACUUGCUUUUUGCCUGAGUAACCUCUGGUGGCAGAGCAUUCCACAAUGACAUGGCUCUAUACAUAAGUGAGCGAUGCAUUAAAUCUGUUUUUGGUUUGGGUACCGUGGGGUCACAACAACAGAGGCUGCUGCCUGCUUUGCACACAAAAAUGCAAGUGAUUGUGAAAUACUGCAGCAUUAUCUAUACUUUACUGGUAAUCAUACAGGGACAGAUAGUGAAAAAUGCUGAUGUAUGUAAGCAAAUCAUAUUGCUGGUCUGCACUUUACAGGAAUAACAAUGAUCUAUAUAUCUGUAUCUUUGAGAAGAAAGGAAAUGGGAUAAGAUAACUUAAUCUUACUGUUGUGAGAGAACAGGUGUUCUGAUGGCUGUGUGUGUGUUGAGCAGGAGCAGGAGGAGGGUGUACAGCGCCAGGUGCUAGUCCUUGGCCUAGACGGAGCUGGGAAGAGCAGUAUGCUGCAGGGGCUGACAGCCACAGAUGGAGACAAGAGAGGGCACUGCCGUCCCACCAGGGGCUUCAACUUUAUGAGCCUCAGUGCCCCUGCCUGUCAGCUGAAUUUCCUAGAAAGUAAGCUAUGCAGUUUACACCAGAUUUCAGCAUAUGCUUGCAGGGCAAUUCAACCGGCCUGUAAGACUCCAUGCAAGAGUGCUUUAAGCCUUCUCUAUGACCUUUAAAUUUGUCACAUGGAUUUUAAACUAUCAGUUUGGCCCUGAAAAUGCCAGUGGCUUUACCAAAAGCAUUAUAAUCAUGUGCCUUUGCUUAGACUCACUCAUACGUUUGGACAACAACAUGCAUCAUUUACCUUUUCUUGAGUGGAAUAAUUCAUUUAGCCUUCUUGUAAUGUGUCAAACAAAUAAGAAAGUAAAAAACAAGUUCAUACAUCUUCCUUAUUGCCUAUCAACACUUCUCAAGUAACCCACCUACUCUGUCUACUGUCUUACAGUUGGAGGGGGUGAGGAUUUGCGGAUGUACUGGGCAGAGUACCUGGGGAAGACACAUGUCCUGGUGUACGUGGUUGACUCCUCUGACAGAAGACGUCUCCCACAGGCCAAGGCUGAGCUGCAUCGCCUCCUCAGACUGCACUCACAACUUCCUGUGGUGGUCCUGGGGAACAAACAGGUGACCUUGACUAUUAUACUGUCUUAUACUAUCCGUGGGUGGAUUUCCAUUGGAGAUAGAAACACCUAUAGAAUGGAAACUUUUUCAAUUUCUAUAGAAACACAUUUGUUGAUCUUACUGUGGGCAAUAUGAGUGUCUCGGAUAUGGAUACACGUAUACUGGAUACAUGUAUGCUCUCCAGUGAGUACAUACUGUUAGUAACCCUUCACUUGAGCAGUGUUAUAAAGAAUUUGUAAUACUGUUAUAAGCAUGAUGUUACACCUGUCAUGACCAGUGUUGUGAUACAUCCAUGCAUUGCUGUUUAGAUUGUCAAACUGUUUUAAAUACAAUCUAGUCAUUUUAACAGAUGCUCAUCAUACCCAGUGUGACUUGACAGUAAACUUCACUGUCCGUCUUGUGUGUCCUCUCCCCUCUAGGACAAGCCCAACGCCUUGAGUGUGUCGGAGCUCCAUGAGGCCCUGUCUCUGGGGGCGGUGGCAGACGAGAGGAGGCUGUUCCUACUGGCUGCCCAGCUAGGCUCAGAUGGCCUGAUUUGCUCCCGUAAUCUGCAGGCCUUCCAGGACUUGCUCCUACAGCUCGUCUGAUGCCCCAGGACAGGAGUAGUGAGCGGGGGGUUGACCAGGAAGGUGGGAUGGGGAGAGAGGUCCAUGGAUGUGCCCGUGUGGUAAGGACGAGUGGCAAAUGGCCAUUACUGUGUGUGAAUACUUUUGAACCCUUCAGUGGCAGGGACCAAAAAUAGUCAGGGUUCGAUAUACAGUCAGGUCCAUAAUUAUUGGCACCCUUGAUAAAGAUGAGCAAAAAA